AUGAAAAAAUUAAAUUUAAAUGAUUAUUUUAAUUUGCAGUAUUAUAAAAGUGUAUUUUUAAGUUUUUUAAAAAAUGAUAACAAGACAAGUAUUUUCAAUAUGCCAUUGAGAGAUCAUAAUAUAGAUGAUACAGUAAUUAGGUCUUUUUUAAAAUCGAAAGAUUUAUCUGAAAAUGAUAAAAAAAUAGUAGAAUUAUAUAAUGAUAAGAAAAUAAGCAAAAUCAUGUUGGUUAAAUAUAUUGGAAGGAAAGACAAAACGUGGUUUAGAGGAAAGAUACAUUUAAUGUUAGUAUUUUUAUCUCCGAUAUGGAUAUUUCAUAUGCUAAAUUUAUCAAAAACACUUACGACAAAAAUAUGUACAUCUGUAGCAAUACUGUGUAUUUUUUUUAAUUUUUUUGCAUCUUUUUUAUUCCACAAUUUUGAAUGGAACCCACAUUUUUUUUUUUUUAUUGAAAAAUUGGAUCAUUUUGGUAUUUUCUUAAUGAUAAGCGGAUCUUCAUUACCUGUACAGGCAUUAUUAUUCAAUAAAGGGAAACUCCUAUUAUUUAUAUCACUUCAAUCUAUGUCUAUAUUAUUUGGAUUUUUGUGUAUUUUUUGCGGUUGUUUUUCUUCAGGAAAUAGAUUUAUAAGAACAUUUACUUUUUUAUCAGCAGGGUUCUUACAUUCAGUAUUUAUAAAGGAUUAUUUUAUUUCAUUAUAUACUAGUGAAUUAAUAUUUUUAGUAUCAUUAGCUGUUUUGUAUGUUAUUGGAGCUGUUAUAUAUUCAAUAAAAAAACCAAACGUCCUUCCAGGUCUAAUUGGGUUUCAUGAAUUAUUUCAUUUUUGUUGCUUAGGAAGUGCCCUUUGUACUUUUGCUCUAAAUUGUAGUGUUAUAAAAAGAAACACGCAAUAA
This is a messenger RNA of Plasmodium gallinaceum, 891 nucleotides long. RefSeq names its product hemolysin III, putative (gene HlyIII). Lineage: Eukaryota; Apicomplexa; Aconoidasida; Haemosporida; Plasmodiidae. Gene Ontology annotation, cellular component: membrane. The record is from RefSeq and is a predicted model, not a curated record. Bases 1 to 891 code for a protein of 296 amino acids. The transcript is spliced from 2 exons.